Messenger RNA from Penaeus chinensis, 541 nucleotides. Its product is annotated as pro-resilin-like. Lineage: Eukaryota; Metazoa; Arthropoda; Malacostraca; Decapoda; Penaeidae. Gene Ontology annotation, cellular component: extracellular matrix. The record is from RefSeq and is a predicted model, not a curated record. The transcript is spliced from 4 exons. The coding region runs from base 16 to 468 and encodes 150 amino acids.
AGAAGAGCGGUAUAAAUGCACACGGAGGGCGAGUCUCAUCACCAGUGCCUCGGCAGCUGCACCGCAACCUCCACCGCUUCCCGCAUCAACAUGCUCUUCAAGGUCAUAGUGGCACUCGCACUCGUGGGCGUGGCUAUCUCAGUGCCCGUCAGCCAGUACAACCAACCCUCAUAUGAUGAACCGAUACCAUACAAGUAUACGUACAACGUGAGGGAUGAAUACGCAGGCGCAGACUUUGGCCAUAACGAAGACUCCGACGGCCACAACGCCCAGGGCUCCUUCUACGUCCAGCUCCCCGACGGUCGCAGGCAAACAGUGACCUACGAGGCCGACCACCAGCGAGGCUUCGUGGCCAACGUGCAGUACGAGGGCGAGGCGCAGUACCCCCAGAGCUACGGCCCCGCAGUCACCUUCAAGCCCUCGCAGCAGAAUGGCUACCAGCCUCCCGCACCCGCCCCUUACCAAUGAUAUCUUCUGUGAAAACUCAUUGUUGUUGUGUUCAUUGUGUUCUGGAGUGUUCAUUAAAGUCUUGUUGAUUAAG